AUGGCUGCAAACACCAAUGUUCAAUCAAGCCUGCCUAACAAUUCACCCACUGGUUCCUACUUGGAGAUUCGUUCUUUGUCAAGUAGUGACAAUGGCUGGACUGCUGUUGACUUCCCCGUCUCGAGACAUUCCCUCGGCUCCUAUGUCGAGGCCAACAACAAUGCUGUCUUCAACCCCGGCCAAACUUUGCACAUUCGCAGUGCAAGUGACUCUUCGAAUGACGAUGCCAGUUCUGCGCAGUUGUCGAGUAGCUACGAAGAGAUUCCGUUCCCUCUGUUCUCACCUGUCUCGGAUGGCUUCAGCACUGGUGAUUAUGUUCAGCACAGAUCGCAUCAUUCCAGAAACUUCUCAUCCGACUAUGAACAUGACUACCUGUCUCACUCCACCUCUUCGUCGCCGUUGGCAAGUCCUGCUGAUGGUACUCGCCCUUCUACUUCUCAGGCCGUCCAGACUUCUACCAUCUCAUCCAACGCCUCAAGCCCAGUGUCACCUCCUUUGAGAAAGCGGAAGACUCCUACUAACGCUCUCGCCAAGACUACCAAGUCUGCUAUUAAGAAGGCCAGCCCUCCGGCUCGCAAGGACGGUGCUCCCGAGAAGCGAGUCGGCAAGAGAAAGGGUCCUCUCCGUGCCGAUCAGCGUCAGCAGGCUCAUGAAAUCAGAAAGCUCCGUGCCUGUCUUCGUUGCAAAUUCCUCAAGAAGACUUGCGAUAAGGGCAACCCUUGUGGCGGUUGCCGUCCUUCGCAUGCUCGUCUCUGGCAGGUCCCUUGCACUCGCAUUGACAUCAAGGAUAUUGGUUUCUUCAUGAAGGACUGGAAAGCUGACUACGAACGUCAUGUAAAUCUUGGCGUCUCUGCUGCCAACAUCAAGGGUUUCUCUCCUAACGAGCGCACUGUUUACAUUACCCACGGCUACGGAUAUCUGUUGCCUAUCAACGUUCGCGAGGUCUAUGUCCGUGAUGACUCUUGCUUCAACAUUGACUGGUCCGAAAAGAUCACCGACCCAGUCCAAUUCGAGGCACAUACCGCCAAGCUGUCGGCAGGUAUGGAGGGUAUUUCAGCUUCGAGUCUUUCGGACUACCUAGACUGCCAUCUCGACAAUGGUUUCGAGUCAUUUGUUGAUGGUUAUUUCGAAGGCACACCCUUCUUGACCGAGAUGCUUAAGACUGCUUACCACUACUGGGUCAAGUCCAAGUCCUUAGUGAUUCGUAAAGCGCUCAAGUUGGUCCUCGCAUACAACUUGACUCUUCACAUCACUAUGAUCGAAGGUCUUUCUGAGGAAGAGGCCAAUAUUGGCAAGAUUGAGGACGAGGAUAGCAAGUUCUGUGGCAAGACUGUUGCACCUGGCAUGAUCAACUUCCAGGUCAAGAUUGCCCUGGCAGAUAUGUGGCGAGAGCUUCAGAAGGAUGUACUGGAGGAGCUCUCGGCACUUUACUCUUCCGUCUAUAGUGGAGAAAAGCUGAAGAACUGGCCAACAAUCUUCAUGCUUGCAGCAAUCUUGCUGGCUGUGUGGGAAGAGAUGCAGUUUGACGCACACUACCGUACACCCGACGAGACGGCUGUCAACCAAUUCUGCAAUGACAUGGAGAGCACUCCUGUUGGUGUCAUUGUCGGCCUGUUCCAAGCCAUCAGCCAGAAGUUGCCUAAUUUCAUGGACUGGGACACUCGCAGCCAUCACCAACUUCUCAACUCUGACCCUGCCAUUUGUGAUGCUUUGACUGAAGUCAAAGAGCAUGUUACCAAGCAUGAAAAAUAUCUCCGAUCAAGAUCGGAUGCCAAGUUUGACCGCAACGACUUUGACUGUCUGUCGAACAAGUUCCUGGCUAGACUUGUCAUUCGUGCAAGCUAA
Molecule: messenger RNA, 1845 nt
Organism: Aureobasidium melanogenum CBS 110374
Lineage: Eukaryota; Fungi; Ascomycota; Dothideomycetes; Dothideales; Saccotheciaceae
Exons: 2
Coding region: 1-1845 (614 amino acids)
Biological process (GO): regulation of DNA-templated transcription
Molecular function (GO): zinc ion binding; DNA-binding transcription factor activity, RNA polymerase II-specific
Source: RefSeq, a predicted model, not a curated record